UAAUGGAUAGUAAUGAAGAAAGAUCAUCUUAAAAUGAUUAAGUCAAUAAACUAGGAAUAUCUAAAAAAUAGAAAAAGAAAAAUGAAUAUGACUAUCAUAGAAAGAAGAGAAGAGGCAUGGAAGGAUCAAAUAGUAAAAAAUCAGGACAAAAGUUCACUGAUGAGGAAGAUCGAUUGAUUCUAUAGUUAGUAUUGAAUAAUGGACCUAAAUUCUAAAAGAUUCAUAGACAUUUUCCUGGAAAAACGUUGGCUAUGGUUAAGAAUCGAUAUUAUAAGCAUUUGCGUUUUAGAUGGGAAUUAUUAGGAUAGUAUAACUAUUUUACAAUUAGAAAUUACAAGCAUUUAAGUGUUCCUUAAGAAUAAUUAGAAACAUUGUGCGAGUAAUAGAAGAAAGUGAGCAAUAUUCUAAAUGCUGAGAAAGAAGAUUUAGUUACAUAAAUAACAUCACGUACUACUUUACUAUCGAAUGCUCGUAUGUUAGUUGAAUAUAUAGUUGAAUAAUUGUUAUGAUUUAAAAGUUAGUCGAUUAUGAUUCUGAAAGCAACUCUGAUUCUCAUCCAGAACCAAAGAAACCUCUAAAUAAAGUAAUCACUCUAGAUCAUCUAAACAAAAUGUCAAAGAAAAUUAAAACAAAUGAGGAGAUUGCUGUCAAUGUAGAUCAGCAAUCUGAAUCUGAUGAUAAUGAACAAAUUCCAAUUUUACAAUAGGAGAUCAAGAAUGGUAAACUACAUCUCUUAUUGUCGUAACCAAAGAACAAAUUAGAGUAGUAAUAUACAACAGUUGUGAAAAAGCGUCUACCUCCAAUGCCUCCUGGUAUCAAUUUUAAAGAAGCAGAAAUUUUAAGUAAUACUGCUAUUAAAAAAUUAACAAAGGAGGAGCAAGCUUUGAUUUAAGAGUUUGAUUAGGAUGACAUCUAUAUGUAAGAUUAAAAAACUAUAAAUGAAAAAGGAAUUGUUAAAGUAACUUAUGAAAUAGGAGAAGAUAAUUCUUAAAUAAUGAAUUUACAUGGUACAAAUGAGAAAUAUUGGGAAAUGGAAAGAGAGAAGAUGAAAUAAAAAUAAGAAGCUUUUUUGAAGGUUCCCACAGAUGUAAAUUAAUUGAAAAGAGAGAAAAAUCAUAUUGAUUCUCUUAAUUAUUAAGCUGCUUUGAAAUAGGAAGGUUAUGAAUCAAGAAAAUAAGAUUUUAAAGAUAAGAAAGAGAAGAUGAAAGCCACUUAUGGUUGGUGA
Paramecium pentaurelia is the source of this 1225-nucleotide messenger RNA. The record is from the annotation of a GenBank genome assembly. Lineage: Eukaryota; Ciliophora; Oligohymenophorea; Peniculida; Parameciidae.